AUGCCACGAAGUCUCGGUGCACUCCCCAGGGGUCUUCUGUACGGCGGAGAGAGGGGAUGGCCAGAGUGUUCUGUCCCAGGUGACUACGUGGGUCUUGGAGUCGAUAACAUCGUCGGCGCCAAGAUCGUCGGCGCCAAGAUCGUCACAGCCACUGGUGACCUGGUUGAGGCCAGCGGAGACGUGCCCUGGGCCCUGAGAAGGGCCGGCGGAAAUCUUGGCAUUAUCGCCGACACCAAGGUCCAAGUCUACCCGAUGACGAAAAUCCAGGCCGGUUUCAUGGUCUAUCCAUGGGAAGAGACAUCUAAGGUCCUCAAGGGCCUGCAAGACCUAUUGGAUGCCGGUGUGUCCGACAAGCUUUGCAUACAAGCGGGAUUCAGCAAGGGAGAUUGGAGUCUCGGCAUGGCCCUGACCUACAUCUGGCCUAAAGCCGAGACCACAGGAACCGAAGGCCAAGAGUGGCUGCAGAAGCUGAAAGAUCUUGGCACUAUGAUUUUCGAUACGAUCCACGAGACAACAUACAAGGACUUCCAAGCUUCUGUAUCUGACCAGAUCAGUGAGCCGGUAUAUGUGUCGACGCGACAUGUGAGCAUUGAGAAGUUCACGGAGAAGACCUUGGCACAGUUAACCAGUGUUUGUGAGGCGAUGCCAGACGAGGCGUCAUGCACGAUCAGCGUCAAUAUCUUGCACGGCAAGGCCACUAAACCAAAAGCCUCCUCAUCUUUCGGGACUCGCAAGCCACUCAUCAUGUUUCACAUCAACGCUGUCACUGAUGAGGACUCAACCGAGAAGAUUGGCGUUGAAUAG
Molecule: messenger RNA, 804 nt
Organism: Colletotrichum phormii
Lineage: Eukaryota; Fungi; Ascomycota; Sordariomycetes; Glomerellales; Glomerellaceae
Exons: 3
Coding region: 1-804 (267 amino acids)
Molecular function (GO): flavin adenine dinucleotide binding
Source: RefSeq, a predicted model, not a curated record